GGAACUGGGGUCGGGGCCCGGGCGCGGCGGGCAGGGAGAGGACCGGAUCCGGCGUCUGGCGGGCAAAAGCAGCGGGCCUGGGCUCAGGGCCCGGCGGUGAAAGGAGCGGCGGCGGGGUCGGUGCUGCCGGGCAGGGGACUGGGCCAGCGGCAGCGUUGGCCCCGAGCAGCUGGGAGCGGGAACGGGGCUGGGCCCGGGCACGUUGGAGCUGCGGUACCCUGCGCUGGCGAGAUGGCCACGCUGAGCGUGAAGCCAGGGCAGCGGUUCUCCGUGCCAGACUGGCACACCAACUCCCAUCUCCUCUCAGCCGACGCCGAGCGGCAGCGUUCUGCUUCCCACCAAGUCCGGCAGGAGGCCCGAGCGCUCCGCAACGAAACCAACAGCCAGACGAAGUGGGACGAGCACGACAACCAAACCCGGCUGGCUGAUCGUAUCAGCAGCGUGAACAGAUGGAAGGAGAGGCUGGACAAAUGCCUCGCAGACGUAGAUGCGGAAAUCGAUGCCUUAGCCAAAGUGAAGGAGGCAGCAGAACAUGCCCUCCAGGCAAAGAACCUGGCUUUGGACGUGUCCAUCGAGUGCCUGACGCUGCGCGAGAGCCGCCGCGACAUCGACGUGGUGAGAGACCCUGCCGAGGAGGAGCUGCACAGGGAGGUGAAGGUGAUCGACAAAGCCAAGAGAGAGCUGCAGCAGAAAGUGACCGAAAUCUUCCAGCAGCUUUGCCACUUGCAAGAGGCUCGCCAGCAGCUGAGCUGUGACCACCGGCACAAGAUGGAGGCCCUGGAAAUCGACCGUAUCUGCUUGUCCCUCGGCGUGAACUCGCCCAACAUCUCCUUCAAGGUCAACCCAACGCGGGUCCCAGGAGGGUCAACUACACUUGAUGAGUGGCAAAGACACAGCCAAGACAACAAGGAGCAUGCCGAGGCAGAAAUGAAAGCCUCCAGCCAGCUUCGAGAGGCAGCAGUGCUGACCAUUGCCCAGACAAACAACGAGCUGGAGGCUCAGAGAGUGGCCACUGAGUUUGCCUUUCGCAAGAGGAUUAGAGACAUGGAGAGAGCCUACAAUGAGCUGAAGUGGCAGGAGCAGAAUACCCUUGAGGAGAUUGCUGAGCAGGAGGAGGACAUCAGGCGCUUGGAGGAUGAUCUCCGGCGCAAAGCUCAAGAUCUGAAAGUGGCACAGACCCGCCUGGAGAUCCGCACCUGCCGGCCUGAGAGGGAGCUCUGCAGGGACCAGGCCCAGUAUGGGCUGACAGAUGAGGUCCACCAGCUGGAGGGGACCAUCCGUGCACUCAAGCAGAAGCUGGCAGAGUCACAGGACGCCUUGGAUGCUCUUUACAGACAACUUUACCGCACUCAAACCGAUCUUGGCUACAAAGCCAAUUCCUUGGUGCUGGACAAGAAGUGCAUGGACAGCCGGAGAAAACUUGUGGUACCUGCUGAGAAAUUUGUGCCAGAGGUUGACACUUUCAACCGGACCACGAACCGUGAGCUGAAGAACAAGCAGCUGGAGCUGGCUUAGCGUGCUGGGGGAGCGUUGUGCAACGAGGAGAAAGCAACCAGUGACUCAGUUCCGUAGCAAGCAGCACAGACAUCUGUGUCCUGUUAGGAUCAUACCAUUCUCCUCAGAGUUUAUGUAACUGUCUGUCUCCUUCUAUGAUAUUUAUAUCCUCUUGCACUCCCCGAAAAAAUAAAGAAUUUAUCCUUCUCUCCCCCCCCCAAAAAAAACAC
Messenger RNA from Pogoniulus pusillus (Red-fronted tinkerbird), 1724 nucleotides. RefSeq names its product tektin 2 (gene TEKT2). NCBI's taxonomy places the organism in Eukaryota, Metazoa, Chordata, Aves, Piciformes, Lybiidae. Gene Ontology annotation, biological process: cilium movement involved in cell motility; cilium assembly. The transcript is spliced from 10 exons. Bases 232 to 1515 code for a protein of 427 amino acids. Gene Ontology annotation, cellular component: microtubule cytoskeleton; nucleus. The record is from RefSeq and is a predicted model, not a curated record.